Molecule: messenger RNA, 1218 nt
Organism: Marmota flaviventris (yellow-bellied marmot)
Lineage: Eukaryota; Metazoa; Chordata; Mammalia; Rodentia; Sciuridae
Gene: Nkapl
Product: NFKB activating protein like
Biological process (GO): regulation of gene expression
Cellular component (GO): nucleus
Molecular function (GO): chromatin binding
Source: RefSeq, a predicted model, not a curated record
AUGGCUCCAGUAUCUCGGUCCAGCUAUUGCGAGGACGCCCCAGGUUCUCAGAGGCCACGACACAGCUCUUCUGGGAGCCCACCGUCUGCGCGGAACAGGCACUCCCCUUGGAGUGGCAGUUCCCGCCCUCACUCCCGAGGACCUGAGGGCCUCAAGCCUCCCUGGGUUGGGGUGUGCGUUGGCCCUUCUUAUACCCUUAGCCGCGCUGGGUCUUGGGAGCGGCCUCCAGGCCUCCACAACUACUACUUCUCGUCCUCCUCUUCAAUUUACUAUGGGGGAUAUCGCUACCACCACCGUCACCACCACUAUGGGGGCGAUUGGCAGUGGGCAGAACACUAUGAGAAGGAAAAGGAAGAGAGCUGUCGGCAAAGGAGGCUGAAGGAGAGAGAGAGAAUUGGGGAGUUGGGUGCGCCUGAAGUGUGGGGGCUGUCACCAAAGUUUCCUGAGCCAGAUUCUGAUGAACAUACCCCAGUUGAAGAGGAGCUGAAGAAUCAAAAGAGUACGAAUUCAGAUUCCAGCUCUGAAGAAAAAAGAAAAAAGAAGACCAGUCGUUCAAAAAAGAAAAAAAGAAAGAAGUCCUCCAAAAGAAAACAUAGGAAGUAUUCUGAUAAUGAUAGUAAUUCAGUCUCUGACACUGAUUCUAGCUCUGAUGAUGAUAAAAAGAAAGUCAAAAAACCUAAGAAGAAAGACAAGAAAAAGAAACACAGAGCGAAAAAAUACAAGAAAAAGAAUAAGAAGACUAAAAAAGAAUCCAGUGACACAAGCUGUAAAGCUUCAGAAGGGGAAUUUCCAGAAGGUAUCUGGAUGGGACAGUCAAAGACUGCAGGUACAAUGGAUUUAAUAGGCCCAGAAGCACCUAUAAUACAUACCACUCAAGAUGAGAAACCUUUGAACUAUGGUCAUGCUCUGCUCCCAGGUGAAGGUGCAGCUAUGGCUGAGUAUGUAAAAGCUGGAAAGCGUAUCCCACGAAGAGGUGAAAUUGGGUUGACAAGUGAAGAGAUUGCCUCAUUUGAAUGCUCAGGUUAUGUCAUGAGUGGUAGCAGACAUCGCAGAAUGGAGGCUGUAAGACUGCGUAAAGAGAAUCAAAUUUACAGUGCUGAUGAAAAGAGAGCUCUUGCAUCCUUUAACCAAGAAGAGAGAAGAAAGAGAGAGAAUAAGAUUCUAGCCAGUUUCCGAGAGAUGGUGUACAGAAAGACAAAAGGGAAAGAUGACAAGUAA